GAGGCUCCUGCAAACUCCCACCUGAUUAUUUGUGCAAAGCUCCUCCUCACUCGGCUCAUUCGCUGCCACCCUACAGGCUACACCACAGCUCCCAGUCUCUCAGCGGCACAAAUAAGCUGCCUUCCUCCCCACGCCAGUAUAUCUCUGCCCAGCACCCCUGUCUCUCAGUGGCACCGAUUCCAACCUCUAUAGGCGACAGUCGCACGCUUUAUGGAGAACAAACGCUGCUUUGCCAAUCGCUUCUCAGACUACAAGGGCAGCCUUCUGUCCGGCCAGAGCAGCGAGGCGACGGUCCCACUUAUCGUCAGCACAUUGGAAAGCGUUUUACAGAAGCUGCCGGUCCGGGGAGGUGAGGAGGGUGGGCUGUACGGGGGGCUGGCGGGGGUCGCUUACAUGUUGUACCACGUCUCCCAGUGCAGCCUGUUCAGCUCCUCCAGGGACAGCUACCUGCGCAAGGCCACCGCUCUCAUCGAGUCCUGUAUACAGUAUUAUGACCGGGAGCAGGACAGGGAGACCCGGGCGUCUUUUCUUUUGGGGGGAGUGGGGGUGUACGCCGUGGCCGCGUUGAUCUAUAAAGCGAGGGGGCUGCAGGCGGACUCCACGCGGGCUCUGGACAAGUUCAGGGAGAUUGGGGAGAUGUGCACCCCGCUCGGAUUCCUGGAGUGCGGCUCGGACGAGUUGUUCGUGGGAAGGAGCGGAUACCUGUGCGCUGCUCUAGUGCUGAAGCAGAAGCUGGGGCUGGAGGUAUUGACUCCAGUUCAGAUGAAAUCAAUCUGCCUAGCCAUCUUGGAAUCUGGGAAGCAUUAUUCAAAGAAAAAAAGAAAACCAUUCCCUCUUAUGUACUCUUAUUAUGGAACAGAAUAUUUAGGUGCAGCACAUGGGCUAUCAUCUGUUUUGCAAAUGCUUUUGUCCUAUCAGGACUAUCUUCAACCUGCAGAUCGGGACCUUGUUUGGGAGAGUGUGGACUUUCUGGUAAACCAGGAGCAGAACUGUAAUUGGCCCCCGGAAUUAGGGGGAGUGAUAGAACGGGAAAAUGAGCUUGUACAUUGGUGUCACGGUGCCCCAGGAAUUGCAUAUCUGUUUGCCAAAGCAUACCUGCUUACCCGGAAACCUUGUUACCUGGACAAGUGCAUCAGAUGUGGAGAGCUAACGUGGCAAAAGGGACUGCUCAAGAAAGGCCCAGGAAUUUGCCAUGGAGUUGCAGGCAGCGCCUAUGUUUUUCUUUUGCUAUAUAGACUCACAGGCAACUCAAAAUACAUUUACAGAGCACAAAGGUUUGCUGAGUUCCUGUUUUCAGAUGAAUUCAAAGCUGGAUCCUGUACCAUCGAAAGCAUUUACAGUCUCUAUGAAGGUCUUUCCGGAACUGUGUGUUUUCUGGUUGAUCUCCUGCAGCCUAAUAAUGCUGAGUUUCCUUUAUUCAGUGUGUUUGUCUAGAGAGCCCUAUUACACUGUGAUGUAAAAAAAUCCUAUGUCGUAAUCUAGCCAACAGUAAUGAACUUGUUCAUGUGGGAAUAAAAGCAGCAGGAAACUUGAACAGAGGAGUAUCUGUCCCAUGAUAGCAUAACUUGCAAGAAGCUGAUUGGUUACUUGCUGUUGUCAUAUCUCUGCCCUUGACAAUUUUUAUUGAGUACAUGGUGCAUAGCAGAGUGAAUGCAACAGGUGAUAUUAACCUACUAUAUGUGAGAUGUAUAAAAAAGUGCUUUUUGGGUACCUGGAAAAGAGAGACAACCAAUCCUAUGUUUGUUUUUUGGAAGAACAGGUAUAUUUAGAUAUUUAUUAAUUUAGUGAUAACAAUUCCUAGCAAAAGUUUGCCAUAUUUGGAAAAAUGAUAGGUGAUAAAAUAUGUUAAUAAUUUAACUAAAGCCAGUGUUCACACAUCCUUCACAAAAAAAUCUGAACCCAAAUUUGCAGUUUGACAUAAAACAACGGCAUCAUCUGUGAACAACGUCACUUGUCAUGCAACUUAAAGGAGAACUAAACCCCCCGUACCAAAUCCCCUAAACUUCCUGGAAUUACCCCCCCCCCCCUUCUUCUCUGUGAUGUGCAUUUGUAAAAAAGAUAUUUAAAAAAAAUCUGACUCUUAAAUGCAGAGAAGCGCAGCGGAGCUCCCGGUCACCAUCUAGUCACGUCUCUUCAUUUAGUUUUCGGUUCUCAAUGCCAACUUGCGCAUACACAAUUGAGAUUUACAGUACUGAGAUUUAGCCAAACCUCAAACAAAAAGGAUACCAUUGCGUUUAAAUGGUCAUAGAGGGUACAGUACCAUUUAUAGUACAGAUCAUUACUGAGAAUCAAUAGUUAAAACUGUGGGGGGACUUAUAUCGAAAUCGUGGUACAUCAGCUUGUUUUCCUUGACGGUAUAUACAUUCUACAGAUAUGGAUCAUAGCUCACCAUUAAAAAGAGUUUGGGAAUAAAGUUUUUUUUUUGCAUAGUAUGUUUUUCUGUUAUCCAUGCCUUGCUUAUGAUAUUGUCUAUAGACUUGAUAAUUUAAUUUAAUAGAAAACAGUUGGCAAGUUAAUGCUUUCUACAGGCUCUAAUGUUCUCAUGUGAAAAACUUGUCCUGCCUUGGUAUUUUAUAUAUUUAUGACAGUGAAGUAUAGAGUUUUGUUAACCAUCAAACUUCAGAGAUGUAUCCCCUAUAGAAGCAAGGGAAAGUAAGCAUACAUUACUAAUUGGAAGAUAGAAAGAAGCAAACACUGUUGCCUCUACCUAUUUUAAAGAAGUUUGAACCAUAGAUUAAGGGUUGCUCAAUAUAUUCAAACAGAAAAUAACUUCAGAAAAGUAGUUUGUUUAUCGGGCCACAAGUCACUAACAUUCAUUUGGCUCCAACCUUUUUACUACCCGUGAGCCACAUUCAAUUGUAAAAAGAGUUAGGGAACACAUGGAUGCCAAAAGUUCCUGGGGUGAAAAAUAACAGCUAUGAUUGGCUAUUUGGUUGGACCUGUAGAACUUGCCUCCAAACUAGGAAUUCAAAAAUAAGCGCCUGCUUUGAGGCCACUGUAAGCAACAUCCAAGGGGUUGGUGAGCAACAUGUUGCUCACGAGCUACUACUUGGGGAUCACUGAUCUAGACCAUCAGAUUAGUAUGUCUGGCUAGCCUUAAAUAGUAUUGCUAUAACCAAAAUACAGGGAAUAAAAAACACCACUUGCCUUUAAUGUAAUUUCACCUCCAUUAAAAUAAAUUGCUAAUAUUGGCAGAUAACCUUUUAGGCACUAUAGCUGCAAACCACCAUCUUAUAUUGUUUAUCAAAACAAUAAGUGAGGCUGUGACAUUGCUCUGGGGUAUUAAUGUGUGGUUAUACUUACGUAAAAUCAUUUCUUUGUGGUUUAUAUUAUUUUAAACUGAAAUGUCUUUACAUUACAUUACAAACAUUUAUUGACAGCAUAUUUUAUCUUUUUAGAUGCAAAAUGUCAAGUUAAAAUAACAUGUAUCAAAGGACUUUUGGAAUAUGGGAUAUUAAUAGGUAGCUCAGGUCUAAACAGGCCUAAUAAAUUCAAAUCUUUUAAAUAUUUAAAGCAAAUGUUUGUUUCCCUUUCCACGGCUGUCAAUCUAAAUGGGGUUAAUGACAGCAUUUUACAAAAGCAACAUAUUUAUUAGGGAUGCACCGAAUCCACUAUUUGGGAUUCGGCCAAAUCCCUGAAUCCUUCAUGAAAGAUUUGGCUGAAUACCGAACCAAAUGCGAAUCCUAAUUUGCAAAUUAGGG
Molecule: messenger RNA, 3701 nt
Organism: Xenopus laevis (African clawed frog)
Lineage: Eukaryota; Metazoa; Chordata; Amphibia; Anura; Pipidae
Gene: lancl3.S
Product: LanC like 3 S homeolog
Exons: 5
Coding region: 211-1434 (407 amino acids)
Biological process (GO): carbohydrate metabolic process; peptide modification
Cellular component (GO): plasma membrane
Source: RefSeq, a predicted model, not a curated record